Momordica charantia (bitter melon) is the source of this 1598-nucleotide messenger RNA. RefSeq names its product serine/threonine protein kinase 3 (gene PK3). Gene Ontology annotation, cellular component: cytoplasm. The record is from RefSeq and is a predicted model, not a curated record. Gene Ontology annotation, biological process: protein phosphorylation. Lineage: Eukaryota; Viridiplantae; Streptophyta; Magnoliopsida; Cucurbitales; Cucurbitaceae. Gene Ontology annotation, molecular function: protein serine/threonine kinase activity; ATP binding.
GAAUGCUUGCGUAUGUCAAAAGCCGCAGUGUAUCCAUGUGCUGUAGACUAGAGCGACACACCAACAAUUACCAAAGCCUGCUCCUCUCCUACAGGUCAAACACCAAGCAAUCCUCCUGAUUACUUCAAGGAAAUGUAUAUAUUUUAGUGUAACGUAAUUCGCAAUCUCAGUUCCGAUCCCUUUUAUGAAAUCAGGUCUUCAAAGUGACUCACUUGGAGCCUGAUUUCGUUACCCCUUCCAUAGAUUCAAAGAAUUAUAUGCUUUACUCUCGCUGAAGGGGGAAAUGGGCUGCUCCUUUUCUGGGUUGAAUGCUCUGUACGACGCCGUUAAUGGGGGCGGAGACAUUUGGAUCAACGAGAAUCGCUUUAGGAUCGUUAGGCAGCUCGGAGAAGGUGGGUUUGCCUAUGUGUUUCUGGUCAAAGAGGUUGUUACCGACUCGUCUUCUGCCUCUGGCGGCGGUCUCGCCAAGAAAUUGAAGGACCCAUCUCGUCUCUCUGAUGAUGGCUCUUAUGCUUUGAAGAAAGUAUUAAUCCAGAGCAGCGAACAAUUGGAGCUGGUGAGGGAGGAGAUACGUGUUUCCUCGCUUUUUAGUCAUCCCAAUCUACUUCCCCUGCUUGACCAUGCUAUAAUUGCAGUUAAGUCUACUACGGAAGGAUCUUGGAAACAUGAAGCAUACUUGUUAUUUCCAGUUCACUUGGAUGGAACAUUACUGGACAAUACCCAGACCAUGAAAGCUAAGAAGGAAUUCUUUUCCACAUUGGAUGUUUUAGAGAUAUUUCGACAGCUUUGUGCAGGACUGAAGCAUAUGCACAGUAACGAACCUCCUUACGCACACAAUGAUGUGAAACCUGGUAAUGUUCUUUUGACUCAUAGAAAAGGGAAGUCACCUCUUGCCAUAUUGAUGGAUUUUGGUAGUUCUCGACCUGCAAGAAAAGAAAUCCGUUCUCGUUCGGAGGCACUCCAAUUGCAGGAAUGGGCAUCUGAGCAUUGUUCAGCACCUUUCCGAGCACCGGAGCUAUGGGAUUGUCCAAGCCAUGCAGACAUUGACGAGAGAACUGACGUUUGGUCAUUGGGAUGUACUUUGUAUGCAACAAUGUAUGGGAUAUCUCCAUUUGAGUAUGCACUUGGAGAAUCUGGUGGAAGCCUUCAAUUGGCAAUUGUAAAUGCACAAAUUAAAUGGCCAGCAGGACCUAAUCCUCCAUAUCCUGAUGCUCUUCACCAGUUUGUUAAAUGGAUGCUUCAGCCUCAGGCUACAGUUCGACCUCGUAUCGAUGAUAUCGUUCUUCACGUUGACAAGUUGAUUGCGAAGUUCUCUAAUUAGAUAAACGAAACAGAAGUUGAUCAUUGUACACAGUUUCGACAACUUUUGUGCGUUGACGCUAGCAUGCCAGUUUAAGCGGGUACAAUUUGUCAUCUCAGAUUAUUUUCUGUUGUCUAGCAUAGCUGAUAAUUGGUUCAAAUUUUUUUCUCUUCCUCUUAAAACCAUAAAUCCUCAAGUUUUCCUCUAGUUUGUAGAACUCCAGGGGAUUCUUCUAUACAUCUGUUGCGUGUACUUUCUAGGAUUGUUGAUUGUUGCAUAAAGUAUAAUUACAUCAAAA